CAGAUUGACAUCAAUUGUCGGGGAUUUUUGGGUUGGACACCACUGAUGGCAGCAGCUUUGUGUGGGAAGAAAGAUGUUGUCGACCUGCUCGUGUCAAGGGGAGCUGAUCUCACACCAAGAGAUGACAACAAUGACACCCUCCUUCAUGUGGCAUGUGAAGGUGGAAAUAGUCCCAUUGUAGAAGAUCUGCUUCCACAGUUUGACAUAAAUUGUCGAGGACAACUGGGUUGGACACCACUGAUGGCAGCAGCAUGGUGUGGGAAGCAAGAUGUUUUCGACCUGCUCGUGUCAAAGGGAGCUGAUCUCACACUAAGAGAUGACUGCAAUAGAAAUGUCCUUCAUGUGGCAUGUGAUGGUGGAAAUAGUCCCAUUGUAGAAGAUCUGCUUCCACAGUUUGACAUUAAUUGUCGGGGAUUUGUGGGUUGGACACCACUGAUAGCAGCAGCUUGGUGUGGGAAGAAAGAUGUUGUCGACCUGCUCGUGUCAAAGGGAGCUGAUCUCACACUAAGAGAUGACUGCAAUAGAAAUGUCCUUCAUCUGGCAUGUCAGGGUGGAAAUAGUCCCAUUGUAGAAUAUCUGCUUCCACAGUUUGACAUUAAUUGUCGGGGACAACUGGGCUGGACACCACUGAUGACAGCAGCUUUAAAUAGGAAGAAGGAUGUUGUCAACCUGCUCGUGUCAAAGGGAGCUGAUCUCACACUAAGAAAUGAUAACAAUGACACCCUCCUUCAUGUGGCAUGUGAAGGUGGAAAUAGUCCCAUUGUAGAAGAUCUGCUUCCACAGUUUGACAUUAAUUGUCGGGGAUUUGUGGGUUGGACACCACUGAUGGCAGCAGCUUGGUGUGGGAAGAAAGAUGUUGUCGACCUGCUCGUGUCAAAGGGAGCUGAUCUCACACUAAGAGAUGAUGACAAUGACACCCUCCUUCAUGUGGCAUGUGAAGGUGGAAAUAGUCCCAUUGUAGAAGAUCUGCUUCCACGGUUUGACAUUAAUUGUCGAGGACAACUGGGUUGGACACCACUGAUGACAGCAGCUUUAAAUAGGAAGAAGGAUGUUGUCGACCUGCUGGUGUCAAAUGGAGCUGAUCUCACACUAAGAAAUGAUAACAAUGACACCCUCCUUCAUGUGGCAUGUGAAGGUGGAAAUAGUCCCAUUGUAGGAGAUUUGCUUCCACAGUUUGACAUUAAUUGUCGGGGAUUUGUGGGUUGGACACCACUGAUGACAGCAGCUUGGUGUGGGAAGAAAGAUGUUUUCGACCUGCUCGUGUCAAAGGGAGCUGAUCUCACACUAAGAGAUGAUGACAAUGACACCCUCCUUCAUGUGGCAUGUGAAGGAGGAAAUAGUCCCAUUGUAGGAGAUCUGCUUCCACAGUUUGACAUUAAUUGUCGGGGACAACUGGGUUGGACACUACUGAUGUCAGCAGCUUUAAAUAGGAAGAAGGAUGUUGUCGACCUGCUCGUGUCAAAGGGAGCUGAUCUCACACUAAGAAAUGAUAACAAUGACACCCUCCUUCAUGUGGGAUGUGAAGGUGGAAAUAGUCCCAUUGUAGGAGAUCUGCUUCCACAGUUUGACAUUAAUUGUCGGGGAUAUGUGGGUUGGACACCACUAAUGACAGCAGCUUUAAAUAGGAAGAAGGAUGUUGUCGACCUGCUCGUGUCAAAGGGAGCUGAUCUCACACUAAGAGAUGACUGCAAUAGAAAUGUACUUCAUGUGGCAUGUGAAGGUGGAAAUAGUCCCAUUGUAGAAGAUCUGCUUCCAGUGUUUGACAUUAAUUGUCGGGGACAACUAGGUUGGACACCACUGAUGACAGCAUAUUUGUAUGAGAACGAAGAUGUUGUCGACCUGCUGGUGUCAAAGGGAGCUGAUCUUUCACUAAAAGAUGACUGCAAUAGAAAUGUCCUUCAUCUGGCAUGUCAGGGUGGAAAUAGCCCCAUUGAAGAAGAUCUGCUUCCAGUGUUUGAGAUUUAUUUUCUGGGAUAUGUGGGUUGGACACCACUGAUGACAGCAGCUUGGUGUUGGAAGAAGGAUGUUGUCGACCUACUCUUGUCAAGGGGAGCUGAUCUUUCUCUGAAAGAUAACUACAAUAGAAAUGUCUUUGGUGUGGCAUCUCACGGUGGAAAUAGUCCCGUUGUAAAAGAUCUGCUUCCAGAGUUUGACAUUAAUUGUAUGGAAAAACUGGACCGGACACCACUAAUGACAACAGCUUCGUGAGGGAAGAAGGAUGUUGUCGACCUGCUCGUGCAGAAGGAGCGAAUCUUUCACUAAAAGAUGACUAAAAUAGAAAUGUCCUUCAUCUGGCAUGUAAAGGUGGAAAUAGUGAAAUUGAGGUACAUCUGCUUCCAAUAUUUGACAUUUACUGUCGCUGAGAAAACGGUUUUAUACCAGCAAAGGAAGCAGCUUUCUGUGGAAAACACAAUAUUUGGGAACUUCUUCUGAAAAGUGGAGGUAACAGUACAUGUGUAGAUGAUGAUAACCUCACAACACUACUUUGAUCUCAGACACAAGAGAAUGCAUCCUUACUAUGGCUCACAGAGGGCUAAGCAAUGACAUCGUGGAAUACCUGAGGAAUAUGUCCGGAAAUCAAUGAAUGAGAAAAAAUUGAAAAAUUGGUGGACAGCUGAUGGACUUAUAACGUAAGAAUGUCAAUGACCAUUGUGGACAUCAAAUAUUGAAUUAUUAAAUAUACUGAUACACUGUGAAUAUGCAUAAUGAGUAUGAACAAGAAGUGAGCAAAGGAAUUUUGCACACAGCAGAUAACACUUCAAAUGAAACCUGUAAUACGACUAUGUUCAUUUUCAUGAUCUUACGCCUCAAUAAGCUGAACAAUCUGAUGUUUGUGAGGUCAAAUUUGUUAAAUAAAUACAAAGAAUGUAGGAUGCUCUGCAUGCAAUUUGAAUAUACCCAUUGUCUUUAGUGAAUAUUUGGAAGAUAACAUUUGUUUUUAUUUGACACUUGACUUAUCGAUGUUCCACAGGUUUGGUACCAAUUGUAAUCGGAUAUUGUAGAUAUGUAAAUAGAUGUCUAUAUCAUUUUGACACCGAACAUAAUGCUGCAGUACAUAGGUGCAUAACAUUACAUGUGUCGUUUUACUCCUGGCCAAUUAAAUAUGCUUUGACUAUUUUGGUGGUUGCAAAUGGGAGAAAUUGAUAAUGAUGUACAUUCAGUAAUUACUAGAUGUUUAUUUUAUUUCCAAACCUGCUUCCUUUGUUGCAGUGGUUACCAACUAUUGCUUGUAAUCAGAUGUAGAUAUGUAAAUAGAUUUCUAGAUUUCUACUAUUUCCACCUAUGCAAUUGUUUGACACAGUUUGUUCAUUCCUGGAGAAAUAGUUUUUUCAGACAUUUGUAACAUUAUUCACU
Haliotis rubra (blacklip abalone) is the source of this 3354-nucleotide messenger RNA. Its product is annotated as serine/threonine-protein phosphatase 6 regulatory ankyrin repeat subunit C-like. Gene Ontology annotation, molecular function: protein binding. The transcript has 3 exons. Bases 46 to 2208 code for a protein of 720 amino acids. NCBI's taxonomy places the organism in Eukaryota, Metazoa, Mollusca, Gastropoda, Lepetellida, Haliotidae. The record is from RefSeq and is a predicted model, not a curated record. Gene Ontology annotation, cellular component: cytoplasm.